Molecule: messenger RNA, 4458 nt
Organism: Diorhabda sublineata
Lineage: Eukaryota; Metazoa; Arthropoda; Insecta; Coleoptera; Chrysomelidae
Exons: 2
Coding region: 135-1910 (591 amino acids)
Biological process (GO): protein localization to kinetochore; mitotic spindle assembly checkpoint signaling
Cellular component (GO): RZZ complex
Source: RefSeq, a predicted model, not a curated record
AGUAUUGAUACAAUUUGUCACUUGUCAGUUACUAACUAUAAGUCUGUGAUCUGACAGAAAAAGUCGUUAAAUAAUACUAGCCCAAAAAAUAAUUUUGAAUUUGAAACUUGAUAAAGAUUGAUACUUCUAAGAAGAUGAAUAUAUGUGAUACUGUAGUGAAUAAACUUCCCUCUUAUUUACAUGAUUUAUUCGUUAAUCAAUGUGAAGAUGCAAUACGGUUAGUUUUUUUGAACAAAAGUGAAGUUGAGGAUAUUCGUCCCACCAAAAAUACAAAUUUUAUAUUGAAUGAAACCGAAAAUAGUAUAUCUUUGGAUAUAACAGGAAAUCCUUUAGAAGUUGAUUUGAAAGGAGAUGACUCUCUCUUGCCAGAGGAUUUUCAAGCAGAAAUUAUACAACAUUGGUCUGAAAAUGAAAAUAACCAUUUUCCCAUGUCUAUCAAAGAAGCUAGAAAUUAUUUAAAUUCUCUAUCUAGACAUAAAACCAGUAAUUAUGUAUUUGUUCUAUGUGACGGAAACAAUCCACUUAAAACUAUUGUAUUAGCUGUGAGACAAGUAGAAAAGAAGAUAUAUACUUGUACUGUAGACGUACUAGGGUGCUUUGCAAAAAAUCAUGAAAAUAUCUCGCUAAGUUCAAUGGAAAAAAGUCAUAUGUUAUUAACAGGCAAUAAUCAGUCUAAUAUUAGUUAUGUUGUAACUUUUAAAUACUUCAUUUUUGGAACUUUUUUGCAGAAUAUUAGAAACGUUUAUGGUACAAAAUAUUUUGGGAGCAUUUGCAUAGAAACAAGUGUUAAUAAAAAGUGUAAUCUCGAUAACCCUUGCAGUUUAGUAGACGGGACAAAAGUAAAUGUGCAAGUUAUUGCUGGUCACAAGAAUUCAUCAAUAAACUUUCUUUGGGAAGAUUUAGUGUCUGUUUAUGAUUAUUUAAAAUAUUUUUCUACUAAUAAAGGAGAUCCGAAUACAGUUAUAUGCCAAAAUCCAUUGCCAGUUGAAGACAUUUAUAAAAGUGUAAAUGAAAUUGUUCAUACAAAUUUGAUCAAAAGAGAAUUGAAAGUAGAAUUCAGUUUAGAAAAUAUUAGAAUGCCAAAUAUUCUAGAUAAACUUUGGAGCAUUGUAAAGAACUGUGAAGAUUUAAAAACUCUUAGAGAUGUAUUCCAUUAUUUUUUUGAAGAAUUGGCUGAAACUGAAUCCAAUCUAAAGCUACCUGAAGACAAUACUUCAAAUAUAGCAGCAAUUAUAAAUGGUAUUCUCGAUGGAAAACUAGCUGUCCCAACAAUCAAUUACUCGGAAGCAUUGAAAUUUUUGAUUGAAAUUGGAGCAGGAAAAUUGAAAAGUGACUACCAAACCAUUCUUAAACAAUUCUAUGUACCAGCUGCAAAAUCAAUUUCAUCAAAAUGGAGUGAAUUUGAAAGUGAAUUGUUAGUGGAGGAGACGCACAGAAAAACCAGAAUUACGCAUCAUUUAAAAGACAAUAAAAUUGCAAUUGAAAAAUGUAUGGCGAAACUUGUUUAUCUAUCAAAACUACACAUAGCAACAGACCUGAUUUAUUUAGUAAAAAAUAAUGCUUUUCUACCUGAAGCUACAUUUGAUUACAUUUGUGAGAGAGUUUGCAAAUGUUACGUUGCCACGAAGGAUAUUAUACAUGAAUUUAAGGAUUUGAUCGAGAAACCAGUUUGUAGCUUCAACAUUUCUGUUAAUAAUUUCGAAAGUAAUGUUGUAGAAAAUAAAAUUCCAGACUUUUGCUCUAUUAGAAUGAGAUCCCAACAAGAUAAAUUAGAAACUCAAACUGUUUAUUUGAUGUCUAAAUAUCUUAUUUUCCCCCCUAAUAUUUAUAAUAACUAUGAUAUUGAUAUUGAUGAAAAACAAACUUUGUAUUAUACAUAUAAAUUACAGAGUCGUCUCGUAACUUUAUAAAAUAAAAUACUAUUUGGAAAGAUGAGAGUUUAUGUAGUCCAUCUUCAUAAUCAACAAUUAACUUUCAAUUUCUACAUGUCAAGACUUGGACCUUUUUUGUUCUGUAUGAGGGGAAAUCCUCAAUAGGGUGGUUCAAAAACAAGUUGAGGUGGGACGCAGUGGUUAUUGCAGUCAUACAUAAAAACGAACUUAACGAUUUGAACUCCUUUAUUGAUUAUUAUACUUUCAACAAUUUUGGAAUUAGUUAUUUAUACCAAGAUGCUAAUUUUCGAAACAUGGAACUGCACAGAGAGCAGGAUUACUUUGGCAUAUCUUGCAUCUUAGAUUCGUCACUCUCCUUUUGUUUGUUUUUGCGCAAUUUCUGCGGCGCAGAAAAUAGGACUUUCGUUUAUAAUUAUCUGGUAGUGAAAUAUGUUCUAGGUAAUGUUGAGUGCCAAGCUGUACAUUAGGGGGCCGCCGAUAAUCUGUUGCUCUGUCAUGAGCUGGUGUAAACUUUACUAAAUGACGAGCAUCUUUGAGAUUGUGAUCAAUUUCCAACAAAGAUUUUAUUAAGGAUUCUCUGAAAAUCAUAAACUGCAACUUGUUAUUUUUAGUUAGUCUCUUGAAAAUAAAAUAGCUGCUCCAAACGGGUAUGUCCAAAAAGUGAAAAAUUACCUUCUUCUUGUACCAGAAUAUCGUUUUUCGCGGAGACGAAUAAUAUGAAAUCAUUUGGUCGGAUCUAUCUAUUCCUGACAUAAAUUUGUUAUAUACAACAACUUCAAUGGGCUUUGUUUUCAUCGACCAUGAUUAUCUACUAAUAGUGCUCUACCCAGUUUCUUCUUUACGACCAAUGUUGGAUUGCCUCUUCUAUAAAGCGCAAUGUUCCAGUCACAUGAGUUUAGUUUUGCAGAAGUCUAUUUGCAAGAUUCAAGCUAUUGUAAUAAUUGUCCAUAAAUAAAUGGUUAGGUGCCCCCUAUGUUUAGAUAAGGUUGCAUUAAAGCUUCAAGUUUAGAAAGGUCGACAAUAUAAUUAUAAUGCAUCACACCACGUAAUGUUAAGGUCCAAUGCGAGUAAAUGGAGGUUAUGUUCCUUCCAGAAGAAUAUUUUAUUUAGAGACUAUAAAGGGCUGCAUCUAUCAUGGGUCUCAUAUACUUAUUAAGCAUGUACGCCUGCUAUAACAGGUCUGACCCCUAAAGCUUAUAAAAAUAUGACUGCUAUAAAAGGCGUGUCCAUCAACGUGUUAAUAUCUUUGCGUUCUCGAGCGUCGGCACUUGACUCUUGCCAUUCUCCGGCGUAAAGUUUUAUCCAAAAUUUAUCUGUAUUAAACAUGCCUCCGGUUCUGGAUUAACUUUCAAUAGUGGACAGAGUCUUGACACUACACAGGUAACUUCUCUACCUGCUGUUCUCACUGAAGCGGCGCUAUUAAUACCAUCCCUGCAUCCUAUUAGUUUGAAAAUGCAUUACUCCAUUGUGUAGGUGGUGCGUGAUCUUUCUUUAUUAAAACCAGUUGUCCAACAUCAAGGCCACUAUAGGACUUCUUCCAUUUAUGUCUCUGUUAUAAUUCGUUGACAUAUACUCGAUUCCAUCUUGUCUUCCUUGACAUUAGUAAUUGGAAGUUCUGGUACUGCUUCCAUUUGUCUUCCAAUUAGAAAGUGUGAGGGCGAGAGACAGAUCAAAUUAUUCGGAUCAGUGGUUAAGGGAGUAAGAGGGCGUGAAUCAACACUGCUUGAAUACGAGUCAGUAACGUUUGAAAAUCAUAAAGAACAACUUGUGGUCACUCAAUAAACCAAUGUUUCUCGUACGAAAACGUAAGAUAAUGGAAAAUAAAUCCUGUUGAAUCUUGGGGCCAGACUUUUGUACGUCCUUCAAUGAUGUGCCAGAUCUUUAUCCCUGACUUAUCCAUCUAAUUUGGUUGACUUGAAUUGAGUUUUUCUUUCUAGUGGAGGUAAUUAGGUAGGUUUUAUUCGGGUUGGCAUUUACCCCACUGAUCCACACUACCCUCUUGUGUAGUUGAGUUCGCUUUGAACUAUUUCACAGAAUGUAUUCUGAAAGCUUCCUUAACAUGAUACGCCGAGUUCAGUCAGUCCUCAUAUCGACCUAAUCUAACCUUAACAAAUUCUUUAUGUGGAUAAUGACAAUGAUGCCAUAUGGUUGAAUGAAAAAGAUGUUGACACAACUAAUGUUCCUGACAUUAAUAACUCAAUCUAACACGAAGUGGCUACUAUACCAGUUAUAAACAAUUUAAAUGAGUGGAUUCGAAACUCAUGGACUCAAGAUUAUUAAGUUUAUAUCUUUAAUUGCCCUAAAAAAAUCAUAAUCAUAAAAAAUUCAAUGUCAUUCAUGACGACUUAACCGAACUUAUCCUAAAAUUAGAGAUAUUGAAAAGCAAUUUCAAUAGCAACUAGAAUCAACAAACUCCAUACUUAUAUCACAUGUCAUUUUGAAUAUUGAUUUUCCACUCGUAUGAAUUUGACAAUUUCAAGCAAAAAACAAUUUUGUUAAUUAAUGUGAGUAAUUUUUAAUAUUGUUAUACAUAUUUUUACAUUCUAUUAUUAUAUAUUAUAAAGAG